Messenger RNA from Manis pentadactyla (Chinese pangolin), 1113 nucleotides. It is a transcript of the gene NDUFV2, whose product is annotated as NADH:ubiquinone oxidoreductase core subunit V2. Gene Ontology annotation, biological process: mitochondrial electron transport, NADH to ubiquinone. The transcript has 9 exons. The record is from RefSeq and is a predicted model, not a curated record. NCBI's taxonomy places the organism in Eukaryota, Metazoa, Chordata, Mammalia, Pholidota, Manidae. Gene Ontology annotation, molecular function: NADH dehydrogenase activity. Bases 203 to 1051 code for a protein of 282 amino acids.
ACGCCGAGCGUCCCGACUCGCUCGGGAUUCUCGGCUACGGCCGCAGGGAAAAGCCAACGGUCUGGCGCGCCAUGUUGCUCUCCGCGGCGCUCCUGGCCCGGGUGGCCGGCCUCACCGCCCAGUGGGGGUGACAUGGAGCAGCCCAAGUGAAUGCUGUGCAUCACAGCUGAGGAACCUAACUCCAGCUUGCCCAAUCUUUGCCAUGGGGGGAGACAUUCUCUAUAAAAAUCCUUGGAAAGAUAGUCUAGAACAAAAGCUGUUAGGGCCUGCUGUCUUCACUCACAAGAUGUGCAGAAUCUCGAGACCCAUGGAAAAUUGUCUACCAGCACUAUUUUUUCCUCCUUCCCCACUUCAGGGAAGACAUAUAAGAAAUUUGCAUAAGUCAGUUGUGCAAAAUGGAGCUGGAGGAGCCUUAUUUGUGCACAGAGAUACUCCUGAUAAUAACCCAGAUACUCCAUUUGAUUUCACACCAGAAAACUAUAAGAGGAUAGAGGCAAUUGUAAAAAACUAUCCAGAAGGGCACAAAACAGCAGCUGUGCUUCCAGUCCUGGAUUUAGCCCAAAGACAGAAUGGAUGGCUGCCCAUCUCAGCUAUGAACAAGGUUGCAGAAGUUUUACAAGUACCUCCAAUGAGAGUGUAUGAAGUAGCAACUUUUUAUACAAUGUAUAAUCGAAAGCCAGUUGGAAAGUACCACAUUCAAGUCUGCACUACUACACCUUGCAUGCUCCGAAACUCUGACAGUAUCCUGGAGGCCAUUCAGAAAAAGCUUGGAAUAAAGGUCGGGGAGACUACACCUGACAAACUUUUCACUCUUAUAGAGGUGGAAUGUUUAGGGGCCUGUGUAAAUGCACCAAUGGUUCAAAUAAAUGACAAUUACUAUGAGGAUCUGACACCUAAGGAUAUUGAAGAAAUUAUUGAUGAGCUCAAGGCUGGCAAAAAUCCAAAACCUGGGCCAAGGAGUGGACGCUUCUCUUGUGAGCCUGCUGGGGGUCUUACGUCUUUGACUGAACCACCCAAAGGACCUGGCUUUCGUGUGCAAGUGGGUCUUUAAUUUAUAUUCAACUGUAAAAUACGUCACUGAAGAAAUAAAAUAUGAAUCUUGUGUCUACAUAA